Messenger RNA from Lathyrus sativus (Indian pea), 399 nucleotides. NCBI's taxonomy places the organism in Eukaryota, Viridiplantae, Streptophyta, Magnoliopsida, Fabales, Fabaceae. The record is from the annotation of a GenBank genome assembly.
AUGAGUGCAAGUAAUUUGGUAGCAGAAAAAGUGUGGAAGGAAAUUGAAUCUACAAACACAGUGAAUGGUGAUCAACUUUAUAUUUUACAUUUUUUGUUUGGUAAGAACUUUGAGGGAGCUGCUAGAAUAGUGGAUCAAAGAGGUGUUAAGAGAAUUUCUGGUGAACCAAGUGGAAGGUUUAUCUUUCAGGUUACAGGGGAAUCACGGAAAAAAGACCGGUAUCUGUGUUUUGCUGAAAAUUUCUGUGCGUGUUAUUCAUUCUUCUAUGAUGUUGUCAAUAGAGGGGAACAACUCUGUUGUAAACAUCAGUUAGCUGCGAGACUGGCUGCAUCGUUGGGAUCCUACGUCGAAGUUAAGGUAUCUGAUGAAGAGCUAGCUUUGUUGCUUUCCAAAAUAUAG